CGCCGUUGCUCUGCCCAUCCUUCGAUUUCUAGAACCUUAUCGACCAUCGACUCCAACCCCGGCCUUAUUCUGGCCUCAAAUCUCUCUCUUUCUCUGCACAGACAUACAUACAUGUAUAUGUAUAUAUAUAUAAUCCCUCCCCAAGGGUUUGUCUUUUGUGCUCGGAAUAUAAUAUUCAUCUCAAGAUACUCCAUUUGCAAAUUCCCUAGUUCGGCAAGAGUUGGGAUUUGUCUGGAUUGUAGUUUGGAGUUUUCUAUUUAAAUCAUAUUUGGGCAGUAGUCUUUACACUCAGAAGAAUCUGAACCUUUUGCGUUUUUUAAUUCGGGGCCAUUUUUCAGAACCAAGAACAAGAUUAUAGAACAGUUUAGAUAUUACUAAGGUUCUUCACAUUGUCUUUUGAGUAUGUCUGCUGCCCUUUUGUGGAUUGCCUCUCCCAUUUUCGACAUCGAGUCGAGCUGCAAUGCUGUGAUGAACAGAGAUAGAAAAACCAGGUUGAGUUAUGGCUGGUUGGGAGGAUCAGUGAUAGGGAGCAAAGGGAGGAGAGUGAUCAUGGCGUCGAGUGUGGUCGCAAGUCCGGUAGGCGAUGUGGCCUUAAGAUCAUCGGAGCAGAAGGUUUAUGAAGUUGUAUUGAGGCAGGCAGCUUUGGUGAAGAAGAGAUUGGGAAAUGAAAAGGAUAUGGAUGCUAGGACAGAUAUCGUGCUGCCGGGGUCUCAAAACUUGUUGAGCGAAGCCUACGAGCGUUGUGGUGAAGUGUGCGCCGAAUAUGCUAAGACAUUUUAUUUAGGGACUAUGUUGAUGACACCUGAAAGAAGACGCGCCAUAUGGGCAAUAUAUGUGUGGUGUAGGAGAACAGACGAGCUCGUUGACGGGCCAAAUGCAUCGCAUAUAACUCCAAUAGCCUUGGAUAGGUGGGAAGCGCGGCUCGAAGAUAUUUUUAAAGGACGCCCUUUCGACAUGCUCGAUGCAGCUUUAUCAGAUACAGUCACAAAAUUCCCCGUCGACAUCCAGCCGUUUAGGGAUAUGAUCGAGGGAAUGCGAAUGGACCUUCGGAAGUCAAGAUACAACAGCUUCGACGAACUGUAUCUAUAUUGUUAUUAUGUAGCCGGGACGGUGGCAUUGAUGAGCGUACCCGUUAUGGGCAUAGCGCCCGAGUCGCGGGCCACGACGGAGAGUGUCUACAACGCUGCAUUGUCAUUAGGCAUUGCGAACCAGCUGACGAAUAUACUCCGGGAUGUGGGAGAAGACGCGAGACGAGGAAGAAUUUAUCUACCACAAGAUGAAUUGGCGCAGGCGGGGAUAUCAGAGGAAGACAUAUUUUCCGGGAAGGUUACCGAAAAAUGGCGAAAUUUCAUGAAGAAGCAAAUUAAGAGGGCUAGGAAAUUCUUCGAUGAUGCGGAGAAAGGUGUCACAGAACUCAGCUCGGCUAGUAGAUGGCCGGUUUGGACGGCGUUGGAUCUUUACGAACAAAUACUAGACGACAUUGCGCGCAACGACUACGAAAACUUCAGCAAGAGGGCUUAUGUUAGAAGACCAAAGAAGUUUGCUUCAUUGCCAAUUGCUUAUGCAAAGUCUCUUGUUCCUCCAUCAUCCUUAGCCUCUUCUCCUCUUGUGAAGGGAUAGACAGCUUCUUAGCCCUUUAUUGCAUCCUUUUUGAAAUCUGUAAAUCAAUUUUAUUUCUAGGAAAAGGGAUUCAACAAUAUAUAGAUUUGAUAGUCACCAUUAACAUGGUUGGUUGUUUAAAGAAUGAUUAGCCAUGGCCUGUGAAUCUGAAUAUUGAAUGAAUUAGUUCAGUAGAAGAAUUGGUUUACAUGGCCACAAUUUGAUUCUUCAAAUCAUCAUUUAGUUCAA
Molecule: messenger RNA, 1848 nt
Organism: Andrographis paniculata
Lineage: Eukaryota; Viridiplantae; Streptophyta; Magnoliopsida; Lamiales; Acanthaceae
Product: phytoene synthase 2, chloroplastic
Exons: 7
Coding region: 403-1620 (405 amino acids)
Biological process (GO): carotenoid biosynthetic process
Molecular function (GO): geranylgeranyl diphosphate synthase activity
Source: RefSeq, a predicted model, not a curated record